Messenger RNA from Effrenium voratum, 5016 nucleotides. NCBI's taxonomy places the organism in Eukaryota, Dinophyceae, Suessiales, Symbiodiniaceae. The record is from the annotation of a GenBank genome assembly.
AUGGAGAUGGAUGAAGUGACCCGGCCUUCCGAGAGAGAGCUGCAGACCAACUCCCGGUCCCGCUCGGCCUUGCUGCACGUGCUGCGUAAGCGCCGCGCGCCGCGCUUGGCGGACCUGGAGCACAAGGCCCAUGCCUUGCCCACUUGGUGCAGUGUGACGGAGGCUUCCGAGGCGUCUGGCGCCCGCCGGCCGAAGCGGAAGCGCGUGGCUGAGGAGGAAGAGGCAGAGGAGGCGGAGGCGGAGGCGGCGGAGGUGGAGGUGGAGGUGGCAGGCGAAGCAAACCCCGCGCUGAAGUGGCCCUGCGCCCGGUGCGGCCAGAAGACCCACCGGUCCAGUGAGUGCCCUUCGCAGCUGGAAGGUUGCAACUAUUGCGGCCAGGUGGGCCACACCACGAGGCGCUGCACCUUCGGCGCGAAGCGCAGCGAGCGGUUCCUCUUCUGCGAGGCCUUGAGGCCGCGCCUGGGCUGCUUCUGGCGCCGGUUCCUGGUGCCGCUGACCCGGGGCGACGCCACCACGUUUCAGGCGUCUGCGCCCCGCGGGGGCCGCGUGGACGUGGGCCUGCGGUGCUUGUCAGCGGGGCUCUUCCGCAGCCAGGGCCUCCGGCGCAAUACCCAGGUUUGCCUCUCCUUCGAGGCGAGCGGCCACGUGUUGGAGGUCUCCGGGGCGCUGGUGCGAGGCCUAGUGCCGGACGAGCCCCGCCUGGCGGAGCGCGUGGAGGCGGCGCUGGCAUCGGAGCGACAGCUGCCAGACCCCAAGGAGGACCCGGAGGCGUGGUGCACUAGCCCUCUGAGAGGCAUGGAGCUGCGCGCACGCUCGAGCCAAGCAGCGCUCAAGGCGAUGCUCAAAGCGAAGGAGGGGCGGAUCGCGCUUCUGAUCCUGGACGCCGAUGGCGAGCCCAUCUCCCAGGUGCUCAAGCAGCAGAGGGACCUGCAGGGCCUGGUGGUCCUGGUGGGCGACCACCGGGGCCUCAGCGCCGAGAUGCUCAGCGCCUACGAGGAGGUGGCGCGGGCUGCAGAGGUGGAGGUGGUCCGAGCAUCUCUGGGCCGCACCACUCUGCUGGGUUCCCAUGCCAUCGUCAUCCUGCAGCACUACUUGGACGAGCACUUGCACUGCUGUGCCGAAGCAAGUCGACUACGGCCGCGGGCGGUGAAGAAAAAGCCGCGCAGCGGCCGCGGUCGAGCUGCCUGCUUCGUGGCUGUGGACACCGAGAUGAAGGUCCGCAAUGUGGGGAUCCAGUACUUUUCAUUGGACCCAGGCCUGCGCUUCAACUUCUUUCUGCUUUGGCUUUUUGGAGGUCCCUGGCAAAGUGGCAGCCAAGAUAGGAAGAGUGUGACGGCUGGGUCCUUCGGGGAGCUCAACGGAGUGCAGACAGGCGAUGUGCUGGUGGCAGCGGGGAGGGUGGAAGACCUGCAGGCUUUGGAGAAGUUGGAACUGGAGGCUUUCAAGUCGUUGCUGAAAGGACGGCCGCUGACCCUAGCCUUUCACAGCGAGGCUUCACCAGGCAGCACCUACGAGAUUCUGGCAGAUGCAACUGUCAGCAAGAUGGGUAUAGCCUUCCGUGGUAUGCCGCCAGGAGCAUUGCCAGUGAAGAGUGUGGGUGAGGGCUUCGGGAAGGAGCGCGGUGUUCGUGCCGGGGAUGUCCUGCUGCAAGUGGGCAAGGAUGAGCUGGCGAGCUUGGAAGGCAUGAGCGCUGACAGCUUCAAGAACUUGCUGAAGGAGCGACCUUUGCGAAUGCAGUUCCAGUCUGGUGGUGGCUCACUCUCAGAGCCAAACAGUCCAGCCAUCACACCAAGGACGCUGGAGGCACAGCAAGUGGCCGAACAUCCGCGGGAGGCAGCGGAACAGACCGCGGAAGCACCAUCAGUGGUGUCAGGAGUGCCGGCUGAACCAGCAGCAGCGGCAGCAGUACCAGCAGUGCAGGCAGCCAGCAGUGAACGUGCAGAAGGUAGCACCUACGAGAUUCUGGCAGAUGCAAGUGUCAGCAAGAUGGGCAUAGCCUUCCGUGGUAUGCCCCCAGGAGCACUGCCAGUGAAGAGUGUGGGCGAGGGCUUCGGGAAGGAGCACGGUGUUCGCGCAGGGGAUGUCCUGCUGCAAGUGGGCAAGGAUGAGCUGGCGAGCUUGGAAGGCAUGAGCGCUGACAGCUUCAAGAACUUGCUGAAGGAGCGACCUUUGCGAAUGCAGUUCCAGUCUGGUGGUGGCUCACUCUCAGAGCCAAGCACUCCAGCCAUCACACCAAGGAAGCUGGAGGCACAGCAAGCGGCUGAACACCCGCGCGAGGCAGCAGAACAUACCGCGGAAGCACCAGCGGUUGCGUCAGGAGUACCAGCGGCUGAACCAGCAGCAACAGCAGCAGUACCAGCAGCGCAGGCAGCCGGCAGUGAACGUGCAGAAGGCAGCACCUACGAGAUUCUGGCAGAUGCAAGUGUCAGCAAGAUGGGCAUAGCCUUCCGUGGUAUGCCCCCAGGAGCACUGCCAGUGAAGAGUGUGGGCGAGGGCUUCGGGAAGGAGCACGGUGUUCGCGCAGGGGAUGUCCUGCUGCAAGUGGGCAAGGAUGAGCUGGCGAGCUUGGAAGGCAUGAGCGCUGACAGCUUCAAGCACUUGCUGAAGGAGCGACCUUUGCGAAUGCAGUUCCAGUCUGGUGGUGGCUCACUCUCAGGGCCAAGCAGCGCGGUCACCACACCAAGGACGUCAGAGAGAAACCCAGCGCCUGAAAGCCAGCGCGAGGCAGCAGAACAUACCGCGGAAGCACCAGCGGUUGCGUCAGGAGUGCCAGCGGCUGAACCAGCAGCAGCUGCAGCAGUACCAGCAGUGCAGGCAGCCGGCAGUGAACGCGCAGAAGGUAGCACCUACGAGAUUCUGGCAGAUGCAAGUGUCAGCAAGAUGGGCAUAGCCUUCCGUGGUAUGCCCCCAGGAGCACUGCCAGUGAAGAGUGUGGGCGAGGGCUUCGGGAAGGAGCACGGUGUUCGCGCAGGGGAUGUCCUGCUGCAAGUGGGCAAGGAUGAGCUGGCGAGCUUGGAAGGCAUGAGCGCUGACAGCUUCAAGAACUUGCUGAAGGAGCGACCUUUGCGAAUGCAGUUCCAGUCUGGUGGUGGCUCACUCUCAGGGCCAAGCAGCGCGGUCACCACACCAAGGACGUCAGAGAGAAACCAAGCGGCUGAAAGCCAGCGCGAGGCAGCAGAACAUGCCGCGGAAGCACCAAAGGUUGCGUCAGGAGUGCCAGCGGCUGAACCAGCAGCAGCUGCAGCAGUACCAGCAGUGCAGGCAGCCGGCAGUGAACGUGCAGAAGGCAGCACCUACGAGAUUCUGGCAGAUGCAAGUGUCAGCAAGAUGGGCAUAGCCUUCCGUGGUAUGCCCCCAGGAGCACUGCCAGUGAAGAGUGUGGGCGAGGGCUUCGGGAAGGAGCACGGUGUUCGUGCCGCGGAUGUACUGCUGCAAGUGGGCAAGGAUGAGCUGGCGAGCUUGGAAGGCAUGAGCGCUGACAGCUUCAAGAACUUGCUGAAGGAGCGACCUUUGCGAAUGCAGUUCCAGUCUGGUGGUGGCUCACUCUCAGAAACACACAGUCCAGCCAUCACACCAAGGGCGCUGGAGACACAGCAAGUGGCUGAACACCCGCGGGAGGCAGCAGAACAUACCGCGGAAGUACCAGCGGUUGCGUCAGGAGUGCCAGCGGCUGAACCAGCAGCAGCUGCAGCAAUACCAGCAGUGCAGGCAGCCGGCAGUGAACGCGCAGAAGGCAGCACCUACGAGAUUCUGGCAGAUGCAAGUGUCAGCAAGAUGGGCAUAGCCUUCCGUGGUAUGCCCCCAGGAGCACUGCCAGUGAAGAGUGUGGGCGAGGGCUUCGGGAAGGAGCACGGUGUUCGCGCAGGGGAUGUCCUGCUGCAAGUGGGCAAGGAUGAGCUGGCGAGCUUGGAAGGCAUGAGCGCUGACAGCUUCAAGAACUUGCUGAAGGAGCGACCUUUGCGAAUGCAGUUCCAGUCUGGUGGUGGCUCACUCUCAGAGCCAAGCACUCCAGCCAUCACACCAAGGAAGCUGGAGGCACAGCAAGCGGCUGAACAUCCGCGGGAGGCAGCAGAACAUACCGCGGAAGUACCAGCGGUUGCCUCAGGAGUGCCAGCGGCUGAACCAGCAGCAGCUGCAGCAGUACCAGCAGUGCAGGCAGCCGGCAGUGAACGCGCAGAAGGCAGCACCUACGAGAUUCUGGCAGAUGCAAGUGUCAGCAAGAUGGGCAUAGCCUUCCGUGGUAUGCCCCCAGGAGCACUGCCAGUGAAGAGUGUGGGCGAGGGCUUCGGGAAGGAGCGCGGUGUUCGCGCAGGGGAUGUCCUGCUGCAAGUGGGCAAGGAUGAGCUGGCGAGCUUGGAAGGCAUGAGCGCUGACAGCUUCAAGAACUUGCUGAAGGAGCGACCUUUGCGAAUGCAGUUCCAGUCUGGUGGUGGCUCACUCUCAGAGCCAAGCACUCCAGCCAUCACACCAAGGAAGCUGGAGGCACAGCAAGCGGCUGAACAUCCGCGGGAGGCAGCAGAACAUACCGCGGAAGUACCAGCGGUUGCGUCAGGAGUGCCAGCGGCUGAACCAGCAGCAGCUGCAGCAAUACCAGCAGUGCAGGCAGCCGGCAGUGAACGCGCAGAAGGCAGCACCUACGAGAUUCUGGCAGAUGCAAGUGUCAGCAAGAUGGGCAUAGCCUUCCGUGGUAUGCCCCCAGGAGCACUGCCAGUGAAGAGUGUGGGCGAGGGCUUCGGGAAGGAGCACGGUGUUCGUGCCGGGGAUGUACUGCUGCAAGUGGGCAAGGAUGAGCUGGCGAGCUUGGAAGGCAUGAGCGCUGACAGCUUCAAGAACUUGCUGAAGGAGCGACCUUUGCGAAUGCAGUUCCAGUCUGGUGGUGGCUCACUCUCAGAGCCAAGCACUCCAGCCAUUACACCAAGGACGCUGGAGGCACAGCAAGCAGCUGAAGCGGUUGUGUCAGGAGCAAUGCCGGCGGCAGAACCACGAGCAGUGCCACCAGCAGAGGAGCGAGGCUAA